Molecule: messenger RNA, 735 nt
Organism: Anopheles nili
Lineage: Eukaryota; Metazoa; Arthropoda; Insecta; Diptera; Culicidae
Exons: 5
Coding region: 1-735 (244 amino acids)
Biological process (GO): epidermal growth factor receptor signaling pathway
Molecular function (GO): receptor ligand activity; epidermal growth factor receptor binding
Source: RefSeq, a predicted model, not a curated record
AUGGAACAUUGUAAAAUCAUCAAAAACUUUAAUCAAACAAGUGAUGACAUUAAUCAAAUCAAGCUAAAAAUCAGAGAUUGUAUUGUGACACAUUCUAUGAAACCUGCCAUUGGAUUCUAUAAAUUUUUAGCUAGAUUUUCUGGAAGGAGACGAAUGAAUCAUCAACAUCUUCAUGAGCUGUACAAUAGAUCGAUCUAUUUCUUUGCAAUUUUUUUAGUUUUAAGCUCAUCUUUACACAAAACAGACGCGUGUUCGAGUCGCACUACACCAAAGCCUCGACCACCAAGCUCCACACCUAGGCCAAAUAUAACGUUCCAUACGUAUAAAUGCCCUCCAGCCUAUGCUGCCUGGUAUUGUCUGAAUGAUGCUACCUGUUUUACUGUUAAGAUUGGAGAUUCGUUGCUGUAUAACUGCGAGUGCGCUGAUGGAUAUAUGGGACCCCGAUGUGAAUAUAAGGAUUUGGAUGGUUCAUAUUUGCCCACACGACCGAGAGUAAUGCUUGAAACAGCUAGCAUAGCAAGUGGGGCCAUCGGCUCGUUGGUUUUAAUAAUGAUUGGAUGGUGCUGCUGGUGUAUUCGAAGACAUCAACAACGUAAAUGGAUAGACAAGGAGAAUAGUGUAGACACUGUGGAUUCUCCCGGUAUUUUGCACGUUGUUCAUAGUGAACGUUUGCUACGACCAUUCGGGACACACCAUCUCAAAACUAUUCCCAUGAGUGAUUCGUUUAAACGAUAA